This is a messenger RNA of Penicillium angulare, 279 nucleotides long. RefSeq lists its product as uncharacterized. The coding region runs from base 1 to 279 and encodes 92 amino acids. The record is from RefSeq and is a predicted model, not a curated record. NCBI's taxonomy places the organism in Eukaryota, Fungi, Ascomycota, Eurotiomycetes, Eurotiales, Aspergillaceae. The transcript has 3 exons.
AUGACAGAUCCACUUACAUGGACUACAUCUGGGGAUUAUGCACGUGGAUGUUCCGCUACUGGCGCCUGCGCUUAUGCCACAGACUGUGUGGAAAAUAGCAUUACUUAUGAUGACGGGGUAACAUCUUCCUGUCAGAACCAUAUGCAACACCGUCCGCUAGCAAUCUCUUCUGCGCAGAAGCCUGGGCCGCUUACACGAAUCUUCAAGUUCCUCGUCCACAUCAGCGAUCUCGCGCACAACAACUUCGCCUACUGCAACGGCGACGGCCCCAUCCACUGA